Penicillium roqueforti is the source of this 1377-nucleotide messenger RNA. RefSeq lists its product as uncharacterized. NCBI's taxonomy places the organism in Eukaryota, Fungi, Ascomycota, Eurotiomycetes, Eurotiales, Aspergillaceae. The transcript has 4 exons. The coding region runs from base 1 to 1377 and encodes 458 amino acids. The record is from RefSeq and is a predicted model, not a curated record.
AUGAUUCUCGAACGUGUGACCCGCUUUUACCGGUCAUGUCUAUUCCAGAUUGUCAUCGUGGGAUUAGUGGCCUUCUGCGAACCCGGUAUCUGGACUGCUCUCAAUAAUCUUGGAGCUGGAGGAAAUGCCAAACCUUACCUGAACAAUGCCGCCAAUGCCCUGACAUACGGACUCAUGUCCGUUGGCUGUUUCCUUGCUGGCGGUGUCAGCAACAAGAUCACUGCGAAAUGGACCUUGUUCAUCGGAGCCGCAUUCUACACACCCUAUGCGGCUGGUCUGUACUGCAACAAUCGUUAUGGCAAUGAGUGGUUUCUCUUGCUCGCGGCCGCUCUUUGUGGAAUUGGAGCGUCUCUUCUAUGGGCUAGUGAGGCUGCCAUUGCAGUCGGGUAUCCAGAGGAGGAGAAAAGAGGACGCUACGUGGCAAUCUGGAUGUCUAUCCGCCAGAUGGGACCGCUUGUUGGCGGUGCCAUUUCUCUCGCUCUCAAUGUCAAGACUUCGCAUGUCGGCAAGGUCACCUACACAACAUACUUGGGCCUUGUUGCCAUCUCAUCCCUCGGCGCUCCAUUUGCGUUGCUGUUGUCUCAGCCACAAGACGUUAUCAGAAAGAAUGGCACCAAGAUUCCAUACAUGAAGAAAACGAACAUGUCUAUCGAGGCUCGCGCUAUCUGGAAGCAGCUUUCGAAUAAGUACAUGCUGCUACUCAUCCCAGUGUUCCUCGCUGGACAGUUUGGUGCAACUUACCAGGGAAACUAUUUGACGACUUACUUCACCGUCCGCUCCAGAGCCCUUGCAUCUUUCCUCACAGCCGUGGUCGGCGCCAGCGCCAACAUAGUGACGGGCUUAUUCCUCGAUACAAAGUUUCUGUCACGAAGAACCAGAUCCCAAGUUGUAUACAUAUUCGUUGCUGUGUUUGUCACAGCGUCUUGGACAUGGAACGCCAUCGUCGAGUCGAAACUCUCCCGCAUGACCGAUCCCCCUGCCUUCGACUUGGGUGAUGGCCCCUUCUUCAACUCGGCCUUCACCGUCUAUAUCUUUUUCCGGUUCUUCUAUGAGAUGUUGCAGACAUACAUUUAUUGGUUGAUGGCCGAGAUCAAGGGAGCGCAGAGAGAUGGCGAUAUCGCCCGAACAACCGGCAUCCUGAGAUCAUGGGAGUCCAUCGGCAGCACGAUUGCCUACGCGGUCGGCACAACCCACUGGGCCAACAUCAACCAGAUGGCGCUGGGAUUUGCACUAUGGGGUGCUACAGUCCCCUUCACGCUUAUGGCGGUGUUUGGCAAUUGGAAUGUCGACGAGCUCGAGGCGGAGGAAGAGGAACAAACAGACAACAGUAGUCUGGAGGCUCAGAGAGUGGUAAUCGAUUCCGAGGGGAAGAACUAA